Molecule: messenger RNA, 15484 nt
Organism: Xyrichtys novacula (pearly razorfish)
Lineage: Eukaryota; Metazoa; Chordata; Actinopteri; Labriformes; Labridae
Source: the annotation of a GenBank genome assembly
AGGUUAGAGUUAGGGUUAGGGUUAGUAAAGUCAGUAAAGUUGAAGUGAUUCGACCACCCAUGCAGUCCUCAGGCUGUAAAAGUAAAGGCACUCUGAUGGUUUUCCCACUUCCUGCCUCAGUUCCCUGUUCUCAAAUGAAGGAAACACAAAAUCACAUCGCGGACACUGAUUUCCUCAUGUGUCCCUCACUCCAAUCUUAUCUCUGCUCCUUUUCGUGUGAGGAAACAGUUGCAUGUAAUAUAUACAAGACAUAAUGAGAGUAAGAGAGGGAUUGAAGGAGAAGGUAGGAGGGAUUUGAGGGCAGAUUGGAGGGGCGUUUGGCUCCCAGAUGCCCCUUCCCCUAUGUAUGUGUGUCUGUCUGUGUGCAUGUAUGUGUGCUGCUGUGCUUCGGUGAUGACUGUCAGCAGGCGGUGCCUCGGAGAGAGUGGAGAGCAGGGGGAGAUGUUUCCAAAGGGGGGCCCAGUCUGUUACCAAAGGGAGGUGGAGAUUUACUAUCCCACCCAGUCAAAGUGUUUCACUGGUGCUCUGACACACACAUAAACACAAUUUCACACACACUCACACGCACACACUCAGACAUACUGCAAACUCUCCACAGGAAACUCUGAGCCAUAAUGCGAAGGCACCUCAGAGCAGACGGGUGCAUUGCUCAAACCAAGUGGGAUCCGCUGCGGCUUUGAUAGUGCGUUAAUUACUCAUGUGAUGUGAUACAGAUGUCUGGGGGCUUCAGCUGAAAGUUUGCCUGACGCUUUCCAAGGGGGCCAGGCAGACAUUUUAGAAGAGGUAGGUGAAAACCAAACGUAUUUAUUAUUUAUGGAUGGAUCAGUUUGCGUGCUGUCACAGAUCCCAGCAGUGUCAUGCUGAUGCUAAACUGUGAUGCUACUUGAAGGGCUGGCUGCUAAAUAGUUCUUUGUGUACUUGGUGACAGCUGGGACUCUGAACAGGAACAACUCUGGGCUAUAAGAGUUGCCUGUGCUGUGACAGGAUGAAAAGGGCUUCACUCUGAAUGUGACAGUUUGAAACUUUAUCUGCUCUUUAGUUGGAGUUUAGUGGAAUGAAUUAUUGUGUUUGUCCUGAGAGUUUGUAAGGAGGCAGUUAAGGUGAGGAAAUGUGAUGUAUUUAUCACUGAGAACCAAAGGAUUCAAAGAGAAAUCAGAGGUUCGACUACAUCUUUUACUUUCCAGAUUUAAAUCUUUUUGCUUUGAGUCCUAAAAAUCAUCCCUGCAGCCUUUCUCUCGUGUAAAAUAAUCUCGCUGUCUUGAUACCACAUGUUUAAACCUUUCCAAAUUAGAACCAGAGGAAGAAUGCAAAACUGAGGAAACCAGAGGCUCUAUAUGAAAACAGCAUGUGGACGCACAAAGCCUCCCAGUGUAGAUGCAGCAUUAUUGAUACAAAGACAUAACUAAAGGCUCCGACUUCCAGAAAUGACAAACAAGAUGCCCAUUACACUCCGAUGAUGCCCCUUCAUUUGAUGUUUGACUGUAACCAGUGCUGGCACCACCAUCUGUGCCCCCUCUGUGAAACCUUUUUGAAGUCUUGAAGAGGUUGUUUUACCACCCCACAGCUUUUGAAAGGACGAUUUAACUUCUCUGCCUCUGAUGCGUUUGUUUCUCUUUUGUGACAUUGAACAAGAGGAAUAUUGAGGAAGACCUAAAAAAUAUAGAUGUUUGCCGUUAGUGUUUUGUGUGAAGGAUAACCAAAUCUUCCUUGUGUUGUUUUCUUCUCUCAUCAGUGAAAUAUCGGGACAGUCUUUCAAUCAGUGAAAUCAAAGCGCCAAAUGUGUUCCAUAAUGGGCACUCCAGCUGUGCAUAUGUUGCUGCUAAUGGCCUGUAUGGCAGCCAGAGGAAUGUGCCAGACAAACAGAGCCGAAGCAGAGGAGGGCUCCCUCGUCCACUCCACCCUCCACUCCCCGGCUUUCCACAGCACCACCAACCGUCCCAGCACAAGGACGGGCCUCUACCUGAGGGCUCGAGGGGCUGGUGCCAAGCCUGUUGUAUCUGGAAGUGGAGGAAAUCAAACCGUUGGAAGGAAAUCUCUUCCAAUGUGCCUUGAAAGGACAACUAUUAAUAACUACUUCAAGUACAUCAACACUGUAAUUUCCGUUGUGGUGUUUGUGGUUGGCCUGGUUGGAAAUGCCACCCUGCUGAGGAUUAUUAACCAACACAAGUGCAUGAGGAACGGGCCCAAUGCUCUCAUUGCCAGUCUGGCAUUAGGAGACCUUAUCUACAUUAUCAUUGGUAUACCCAUCACUGCAUACAAGGUAUGUUUUUUUUUUCCUUUUGAGUAGAGAUUUCUCAAAUGAAAGCAUCUGAACGACAGGUCAAUGUGUUGAUUAAAAGAAAUGCAGUGACAAAGGAGGUGAUGCAUGGAGAUAAAAUGGUAAAUCACUGACGGGAAAAGGAGAGAAGGGGGCUAGGGGAGUGUGCACAUAGACGGGAAAGAGUAAUCAGUUGGAUGCUGUUAUCAUCCUUGUGUGAGCAGAUUGGUGACGAGAGGAGUAGGGGGGUAUGGCGAGCUUAAAUAAACAAAGGAAUCAGGCUGGAGUCACACAUGCCAGCAGCUGCGUAUUGACCCAGGACAUUAGUCAUUAUCUCCUAUCCACAGACCUUAUUUUUUAUCUACAAAAAACUCAGUUCUUCACUGAGAACCCAUUAAUUAUAAUUGAUCCAAAUCCAAAGUGAGAUUUAAAAAGUUUGACUGAUAUUGUGGUAUAACUGGAAAUCUGAAAUUGUUCAUUCGAUAAAGAAAUAUAUUUUGUAUAUUUUGUGCAUGUGUAAAUUGUGUUUUAGACAGGAACGUUUUCGUCAAGAUAAUUAACAAUUUUCAUGUAAUAAGUUAUCUUUGGCCUCAUUGCUCUGUUUUGAGAGAUCCCUGUGCAAAUGGUAGCCUUAUUUUGGGGAGAGUACACUUCCCCUCUGUUUCAUGUGUAUACACAAAAAGCCAAGGCAGGGAGAGCAGCAGCAGAGACUAGCAGGGUACAGCCCAGAGAAAGAGUCAAUGGCAACCCAUAUAACACAAAUAAAAUCUGACACCUUAUGAAAAAGGAGGAGCUGGAAUAGAGGCGGUUUGUGAAGUGGUUUGUGGAGAAGGCAACAAGAUUGAGCAAAUCACAGCAUAUUGAAGCGUUCUGACUGGAUGUGUAGAAGGUAAGUGGGUGAGCUAUCAGCUGAUAAGGGCGUUUGAAGCAGCUCAUGUGCUGUGGACUAUGUCUGACUUUGCAGCCCUGCCUAAACAAAUGCUACCCAAUAUCAUUGAAAAGCUUUUGAAAAUCAUAAGGACAAAAUUCAAACAGGUUCACAAGAAAAUCACAUCAUCAUUUUUCAUAUGUAGACGAUACCCUGCUGUAUCUGAGGAAGACUGAUAAACUAGUUCUUCAGAGCUCAACAGAUUAUACGUAUAUUAUUCAACAGAUUGAUACAAAUACCCCCCAAGAGCAUCAACAGGAAAAGUCCCUACACCAUAUUUCCCACUGUCUUUAUGGCAAAAUGUGAUAAGACAACAAGAUGAGAUAUUUUUUUUUGUCAAGAACAAAGAUAGUUGAAAGUACAGUACUCUUUGGCCUCUGUCAAGUUGUGAAUAUUUUCUGGACAAAUGCCCUCACUUUCUAUUAUUUACUUGAGCCAAGAUUCAAGUACAUAGAUAUUUUCUCAAUCACAUGUGGUCGAAAUACCAAAAUUUCCCUGUUAAUCAGUCUUAAAGUAACUUUGCGUCUUCAUGUUUGUGGCAGAACUAAUGUGUUUACCUUUGCACCAUGAACUGAGCCUUUAAAAAAUGAGGCGUUUAAUGAUGAUAGAUUAUGCUCUGGGCUGCAGCCUUGGGUUGAUUAAUACCAGUAAAUAAUGUCCUGCUUUGCUUAAUAACUAAGAAUGAUGGCAGGAUAGAGCGAUCCAUCAACCACAUCUCUCCAGAGUAUUAUUGGACGCCAUUUUACCAAAGUAAAAAUGAGAAAGCCACUUGGUUAGAAUUAAUGUAGGACUUCGAUGGUGGAGCAACUUUGUAGUCUGAGCAACACAUGUGCAAAAGGAAACAAAAUCUGACUGGGGGGGGGAGUUAUACACAAACAAAGACAGAGCCACGUCUACAGUGUUGAGACCACGUUAAGGCCCCUUGUUUCACAUCCUCAGGGCCAUGACAGUUGUUUCCAAAAAUAAUCAGCUACUUAUACACCAAAGACAGUGACGUGGGCCUCUUUCCUCCGCUGCUUCUGGGAAACUUUAACAGCUUGAGUAAACAAUAGAGGGCCAGGAAGCACCAUAAAGUUGUUCCUUUUGCUUCAGCUUUUAGACACUCUUUCAGCUCAGGUUGUGUUAUAACGGAGGUAGCAUGUCAAGUCCACUAGGCUGGGAACAAAGAUCCCAAUUCACACGGCCUUGACUUGAUUUCCCAGAGGAAGUAAUAUGAUAAGCAUUUGUGGAAAUGGCUCUGCUUUAUAUGUAUUAGGAUGUUUUUAAUGUUUGCAGGAGAUGUUGAUGUUUUAUCAGCCAAUGAGCUCAAGUCUGUGUCUGUCUAAACUUGCUCUGGCAUUUAGAUGACGUUGAGAGGUCUUUGAUGUGUCUCAGUCUGCAUGAAAAUUGCCCUAAAUAGAUUCUUAUGUUGGUCAGAAAGAAGCCAGCAACAAAAGCAAGUGCAAAAAUCAAACCCCCAAAGACUUAUAAAACCAAUUAUUUACUUACACAGCCUGACAGUGUUUUCUUGACGGAUGACAGCGACUGUGAGAUAAGUCUUUCUCAGUUAAGUUGUUGUGUGUGUUUCUUUACCAGCUCCUGGCAGGAGGUUUUCCAUUUAAUGAAAGUCCUGUUGGCCUGUAUCUGUGUAAGCUGCUGCCCUUCCUGCAGAAAGCAUCAGUGGGAAUCACCGUUCUCAACCUGUGUGCCCUCAGCGUGGACAGGUCAGUGCUUUUACACUCCAUGAUAUGACUUUGUGAUAAAGCAUUGUGGUCUUUGAAAGCACACAGAACAGGCCCCAAAAGGAGUUACAGUAAAAAUCAAACCCUUGAAACUUUGCUCCUUCAGUAUAUUAAACAAGAGGUCUUUUCAUGCAUUAGUUUGACAUUUUGUUACUUUGUGUUUGAAAAAGUGCCAUAAGAACGAAUCUCAACCCACUUACAUUUACAUUUGAUUGAAUAUCACCAAACAUCGGAAGUCGAAGAGAUGAGCAGAUCAAGUCAGUAUUGGGUCGGUCCGUCAAAGACCAUAUCUAGACAUCAGUGUGACGUGCAAAAUAGGUUAUAAAUUUUGACGUCCAAAUUGGACCUUUUUUCAGACGUUGCUCUGACGUUUAAAAUUUGGACGUCAUCUGAAGACCAAAUCUAGACGUCGGCACAACGUGCAAAAUGGAUCCAAGAUUUGGACGUCAUUACUUGACGUCUUUUAGACAUUAAAAUGACGUCCACAUUUGUGCUUCAUUGUUGAAAAAAAUAUGUUAAAUAGAUGUCAUUUUGACGUCACAUUGUGCAGCUGACAUUCACUCUCCUGAAUGCCUUGUGAUUAACAAAUGCUCCUUUCUCUCGUAAAAGUUUUACUCAUGUUUUUAUCAUUCCACUGAAACCUAUAAAAGAAGCACUUUUCUGCUAAACUGGGACCCGUGAGGCAAAGGCAGAGAUCUUGGUUUGUGUGGAAGUUGUGGAGUAAACUUAUCGAACAAGGAAAGUGAAGCAGCUUUCAUCGGCAGCAGACGCUUGACAGUAAAAAAGGAAAAAAAAAUAAAAUAGGAUUAAAAUGAGGGCCACAAGCCAAGUGCGCCAGUUUUGUUUCUAAGUUGUUUCUCAAUUUAGUGCGCAAAGUCCAUGCCAAACCAGAUGUUUAAACUUUCUAGUUUGUACCUUAAGCUGUGUCAGCUUUGGUAGCACCAUGAAGGAUUCAUCGUAACUCGUAAAUAGCAUAGAAAAAAAUUAUGAUUUAACUUCCUGUGUCUAGUCACUGAAAAGCACUUUUCUCUAUGGAGUGUUGGUUACAGUACUUGUUUGUAUCCAGACAGGCUAACAGCUUGAAAAACGGCAGACGAUUCCUUUAAUUGGCUAACAUAAAAGGUUGUCCAUGAAAAUAUUCAUGAAAAUCUCUGUUUAUGGAAAAGCAAAAGUGGAAACAAUUCAAGGUGAAUUUACAAUUAUUAAGAACAGAAAGUAAACACAACAGUGCUGCUCUGAUUAUCUGCUCCUCCUCAAUUUCCCUGUUAUCUCAUCUUUCAAAAUGAUGUACCAUGACAGCCAGUCUUGUAAUAAUGAUAAUAAUAACACAUUUAAUUUAUGGACCCUUUUCAAAACACUUAAGGUCACCUUGAAGUAAAGUUAAAUAUGAAACUUUUUUUUAAUGUAAAAUGGAUCAGAGUACAUAACACCUCAUUUUAUUUAUGCUUUAUUUAUCAUUUUUAUUUUUGUUCGGGUUUUCUCUUCAGGUGAGGUUUGAGUUAAGGUCUUUCUUCCUCACCAGCACAUGUGAUUUAUUUUACAAUACACCAAAAAAACAAACCAAAACCACCUACUCAAAACUAGGGGUAAAUUUAAGAUGCUAGUUGUGCCUAACUGGACCUAAAAUGUAAGUAGUGUGUAAACUAAAUUGCAUUUGAACUUGUACAAAGCUGCUGCAUCCUGGAGCAGAUGCUUCAUUGGAAGAAAAAACAGCCUAUAAAAUGUACAAGAUGCUAUUUCAUAGUCGGAAACAGAUACUGUUACAUAACAGUAAAAGCAGUGGUCGAAUCGGCUGAAGAACAUAGACCCAGAAAACAAAUUUGUAUAUUGAUGCAGUUUCAGAUCAUCAGCAUGAAGGUGUGUUUAGUGGAGCUGAUGAUGAUGAUCUCUUUCAGGAAGGGUCAAUACUGAUUUUACAUCCUUACCAGGAAGUCAUUUAUCUAUAAGCUCUUGAGUUCGUCGAGUCAGUGCUGAAAACUUUCUGGAUGUACUUCUUUAAUGGAAACAUUAAGAGUUAUUUAUUUUAUAUACAGCAUUACAAGAUACAAGAUAUAUGCACCGUAUAACAUAUGUACUGUUAAUAUCAAAAGCUCUAAUAUCUUAUAUAACAGUACCUUAAUAGAAAUUCCCCGAUGAAUAAAUGAUGAUUAUGAAGUGCAGAAGCUGAGUGUCCUCUUACUUCAUGCACUGCAGACAAAACUUAAGAGAUAAGAGCCUCCGUAGCUCCAAGGUUCAACCAGGCAGACAUAUUUAAUGACCACUAUUAUGAGAAAAAGACUGCAGGGCUGUGCAGUUGUGUUCAGGAGCAGAUGUUUGUGUGUGUGUAUUAUUGAAGGACUUGAGACUCUUUUGUAUCUUUUCAAUGUUGGAGGAAGAGAAAAAGGUGGCUACAUUACCACUUAGUAAAAUAUAAAUGCCGCCAUGUUGUUGAACAGAGAAAUUCAAAUGUGUCAUGAAAAAUAUAUUGUUUUUGCCAUAAAAUCUUGAUGCAGGAUUUUACUAAAACAUUUCGACAAGUGGUUUCCAUUAAUGAAACAAACAAGCAAACAAGGAUUCAGUGCAUGCUGGGAAACACGAGCCAACAGACAGAUAGACCCCUCUGCCAACAUGGGCCGCUCUGUUUGGAGGCUUCACAAAAAUAUAAAUAUUAGAUAUUUAAAAUAAACAAUUGAUCAUCUCUCCUCAUCAAUUCUUAACCUUUUGAUAUUCUUUGCUGACUGAGCAGUUUGUUGUGUUUGGUGUGCUGCCAUGCAUAGAGGAAAUUUGUUGUUAGCUUUGUCAGUCAGGAGAGACAGUGAAAAUAAUGACUCUGAUGAUAUCUUUUGAAAGAGGGAACUCAAGCAGCCGAACUGCUGAAGCCUCUAUGUCGGUUAUUAAACCGCAUUUUGUUUUCAUAUCUUGGUAAUUGUAUAUUUUUUCACUUUAUAAAAUUUCCUUGUUUGCCAUCCCAAGAGGAUAAGAUAUCACUUCUGCUGCAGUAACUCACUGUCCCCCUGGCAACAACAAUUCAAUUUAAUGAAUCAGUUUUAUUAUUUAAUACAGUGAAAAUGUGAAAUCAGUUCAAAUGCUAUCUAAAACAAAUAAUAGAUGGAUAAGACAGUCAAAAAUAAUCUAAGAUGAUCAAACUAAUGAUGCACAAAAAUAGGAGAAAAAAUGAAUGUCUAUGGUAAAAAAAAAUGACAUUGGCAUUGUUGUAAACCCGACUGUGAACGUGUGUAGAGAUUGCAUGAUACAGGGCUAGUCAGUUUACAUCCACCAGGUAUUGGCAUCUUACCUUCCAAGUACGCUGCUGUAAUCCUUGGUCUUCUACAUCAUAAAAAAUGUGCUGUCAUGUAUGGUAGACAUACAGAUUUUGUCAUUUGUUAUAUGUCUGUCUAAUCUACACUGUGGCACAUGGUGUUCUUUCGGUGCCAAUGCUAGCUGCAGCUAAUGCUACUUCAUACAGAAUUUCUUCACUACAUCUCUGUUGUGAUGAUUAAUUUCCAGGUAAUUUCUAAGGUCAAAACACUUGCAGCAGUUUUGCAGAUUUCAAUGGCGUUGUCCACCUCAAACAAUGAAAAACAUCCACACAGCUGACACUGUGUUUAUAUUUUGGCUCCUUCUCUUUUUCUCUGAAUGUAAGGAUGGAUCGCAUACCUCCAGCUACUGUGAACGUGAGCUUGAUAAUGAGUAACUAAAAACUACUUUUAAGGGUUGUUUGAAUUUAUUAACAGAAUAAACAGACAAAAAUCCAAACUCAAAAACCACCUGUUCAGAUUAGCACACUCCUUAUAAUUUACCAUUUGUUUUAUUGUUUCAUACAUUGUUUCAUACUUUAUUUUUUUUUUUUACCUAUUUUGUUUUGUUUUCUCCAUUGUUUUUAUCCUGCUGUUUUUACUCUGUAAAGUGUCCUUGAGUGUCCAGAAGUGAAAUAUAUUAAUAUCAUUAUUAUAAAAUAUUUUCUGUAAUGGACUGAUAAUCCAUCUACACAAUAUAUUGUACAUCAUUAAAAAACAAAUAUUUAAAACAAGCAAAAAGAGAAGAGGGGAGAAAGCAGAGUUAAAGGGAGUGUAAUUCUCAGGUCUUACAGAUAGUGAUAGAGAGCCCAAUCUAAUUUAGAGUUACUGUGAAGAACUUUUAGUUUGAGUUGAUUUUGGUGACCCCGUGAACUAAGGUAACCCUAAUCUUUUCGUUUAUCUCACCAAGGGCAAGUUCAGUGAAGUAUUUUCUACAUAAAACUCGUACUUUUCCUGUAAACUGUCAAACAUUUCCUGGAAUUUUAGAUAUGGACUCUUAUUCGACUUAUCUAUCUAGUUAUUUAUCUAACCAGUGUUCAUUUCAGUCUGUUUAAUGAGCAGCAAAAAAAAAUCCUCAUUGUGUGUUUAUGUCUGUGUUGUUGGUGAGGGAGUCUUGAAGGAACUGGCAGGGGUCAGUGUAGGAGGUUUAGGAGUGAGGGUAAAUGUUUGAUACCUGAACUCAGCUGCAGAUAGAAAGAGGGUAUUCAGAGAGAGGGUCAGGUGAGCUUGGUCAAGAGUCGAAUCCACUUGAAUAUUCUCUAAUGCAUCUCUUGUUUUUGCCCCUCACAGGUACAGGGCUGUUGCAUCUUGGAGCAGGGUUCAAGGCGUGGGCAUCCCUCUCCUCACAGUCAUUGAGAUUCUGUCCAUCUGGGUGCUGUCACUCAUCCUUGCAGUGCCUGAGGCCAUCGGCUUCGACAUGGUCGAAUUCAACUACGCGAACCAAACCAUCCACACUUGCAUGCUCAACCCUAAGACUGACUUCAUGAAGGUAAGCUGUCAUCCUCUCUUUAUCUGUUUGAGAUUAGAAAAUACUGUGUCGUGUUUUUAUGUCCCAGGGUUUGUUGUUCUUAGUCUAGGAUGUGCUGUGCAAUGGUACACAGUGUGAAGAUACUCUAAUGGAUAGGUCGAUUUUUGCAUUGAGACAUAACACGACCAGACCAAUGAGAUAAGAAGCCCAGCUGCAUAGCGAUUACUGAAAGUGAAAGUACAAGAUCAGCUUCAAAUUCCACACUAUCUUAAGAGGAUUUAUGUGUGUUGUUUUUAUGGUCAGGUGAUUUAUUUUUGACUGUGAAGGAUUUCCAAUGUGGGAACUGAUGCUUCAUUGUCCAUUCAAAUUAACCUUUAAGCCACAAAAUGAGUAUCUGAUAUCAUAACUAUUUAGAGUGGAGUAACCCUUUAAUAAUACACCUCCUUUACUUACUUAGCCUUUUCUUUUUUUACGACCUCAGGGCUUAUAACUGAUUGCAGGCAGAGUGCAAUUACCAAGACUCAAGAUUUGGUUGCUCAAGCUGAGCUUUGUGCUCAAAACUGGCGUAAUCUUCCUCAGAUAUACACAAUACCAGGGUGACCAUACGUCCUCUUUUACCCGGACAUGUCCUCUUUUUUGGGGGCUGUCCGUGCUUGUCCAGCCUUGUCCAUAUGUCCCUGGUUUUGUACGAGAGUUUCGAUUUUGUGUUAUGUUGACUUACUGAGUUAGAAGCACAAAAAAGACACUCCAUCCGACCCAAAAAACUCUCAAAAUUAACUUUGUGCGACUCUGUGACUCCGCCCACAUGUAGUCGCGUCCUCUUAUUGUGAAGUCAGAAUAUGGUCACCCUACACAAUACAAUACUUGGACUCUUUCUCCAAUAAAAUUAGGACUGAAAAUGUCAUUUCCAUCUGUGAAUGAGUCCCAACAUUUGUGGCAACAUUCUGCCAAAGUUCAACAUGAAUUUGAAAACUUUCAAUGUGUUUUUAUUUCUCUUAGUUUCAAUAUGAAACAGAGGUCAUGAAAAUGUUCAUGAUUUCGAAAUUGUGGAAAAUCAAGUGAGAACACUUAAAACAUUUGGCACAACCACAGAAAGCCGGAUGCACCACAAGUGGCUUUUGUCAAACUUGUUGCACUUCAGAGAGACACAUGUGGGCCUCACAUGGAUCCCAUGAUCUGGAGUGCAGGGACAGUCUGGAGGUGGUCUUUGUCUCAUUAAGGUUCAGUUAUACAGUUAUAGAUAAGCUGCGUUCAAGUGCUUGUUGCUUAGAGAAUGUUUGUCACAAACAUUAAUGGAAAAGCAUACAACUUUUCUCUUAUAGGCAACCAAUGAAUCAUCCAUUUCUUCAUGCACUUAUGUCAAUGAAGUAUAUUUAUUCUUUUAACUGUGCUUGUACUCUUUAGUUCUACACAAACAUCAAGGACUGGUGGCUGUUUGGCUUCUACUUCUGUGUACCUCUAGCCUGUAGUGCCAUCUUCUACACAUUGAUGACCUGUGAGAUGCUCAACCACAGAAAAGGCAGCCUGCGUAUAGCACUCAGUGAGCACCUCAAACAGGUAAGUCUGACUUACAGUGAAAGAAUUAACCCUUUAACUCUCGUGAACACCCAUCAUUUAAGCUUUUUAUUUCACUAAACGCACAUAAAUGUCUGUGAUUUGUGAACAUUUGCAACUUUUUGAGGACUGUGGUUUUAAACUCUUAUCUUCCAGUAUUCAAACUUCUUAAUCUCCUUUUAAGCGGUGGGCUAACAUCUUACCUUUCUUUUGCAGAGGAGAGAAGUGGCUAAAGCUGUCUUCUGCCUCGUCCUCAUCUUCGCUCUCUGUUGGUUUCCGCUGCACCUCAGCAGGAUCCUUAAAAAGACUGUUUAUGAUAAGACUGAUAAGAUGCGCUGUGAGCUGCUCAGGUGAGGCUAAUGGAAAUACUAAUGGUCUUUGAAUUACAAACCCAAUCGAAGAACAGUUGCUAGCAUUACUGGAUUCCUCCGUGCAUGGUACAGUUUUUAACAAACAUGUGUUGAUGCAGUGACAAUCAAGGAUUUUAAGCCCAUGCAGUGAUUUCCGCCAGAGUCGUGUCUGUUUUUAAUGCGGGCCUUAAGUAUUUGUUUUCAGACUUUUCCCUUCAGUGCAGACUCUCUGGAUGAAAUCCCCAAAGUCUUUGCAAUUUUAUGCCAAAGAACUUUAUUAUGAACUUGUUAAACUGUUUCCUACGCAGUUUCUCACAGAAUGGUUUCCUGUUCCCAUCUUCACUUCAAAGUGACUCAGUUUCUCUGGAAAGGCAUUUUUAUAUUUAUACUGAGUCAUGUUCAUAAUUGGUUACAGAAACCUCUUCAAAGAGUUUUCUAGAAAUGUUGAACCAGGUCUUUUUUUUUAAGUUUUUAAAUAAGUGGACUAAGCUGAUUUCCUGUGAAGUCAGCAGCAUUAAAUGGUUCAAAACGGAUUGUUUUUCUCAUUACUUUCAGUUUCCUGUUGGUUCUGGAUUAUCUCGGUUUCAACCUUGCAACGAUCAACUCCUGCAUAAACCCCAUCAUUCUCUACUUUGUCAGCAAGAAGUUCAAAAACUGCUUCAAGGUACAGCAGCUCCCAACAACAGAUGGAUAUUAAUGAAUGCAACACAACCCAAACACUCACUCUUAAUCCCCUUCCCACUAAACACUCACACAUACACACUCUUGAGACUCAGUCUGGCCAGUAAAGAAAACAGUGAACUCAGGCUUUUAUCACUGCGAACAACACGUAAAAGCAGCUCAGUGAUGUAUGUAUACACUCUGUAUAGCAGAGGUCAAACAAUGUCAACGUCUGUCAGAGGGAACCGGGCUUGAGAUAAACCAGGUCUCAAGUUCACACGUUAAAGAGUUGGUAGAAGAGUUGGUCUGCAAAUACAAGACAUUGACACCAUAUUCACGUCUGUUAGACAAGUACAAAAAAGCGCAGACGAGAUUUUAAAAGAAAAGUUAAAUGACUUGUUAACUAUGACAGCAUAUUAGGGCCACAUUAAAAAAAAAGACUUUGUAAUUAUUUACAAGAAUAAAGUCAUAAUAAAAUAAUUAUUUACGAGAAUAAAGUUGUAAUAAAAUAAUUAUUUACGAGAAUAAAGUCGUAAUAAAAUCAUUACUUAUGAGAAUAAAGUCCUGAAGUUAAUGAAGUCUCAAAGCUGGAGGAGGAUAUGGCUGGAACUGGUCAGCUGCAGAGUUAUCUGAAGGUGCAUCAGUGGGUCAUUCAGAGCGCUUUUGUGGUUUCUCAAGAAACAAUCCAACUGAUGAUCAACAUUUGCGAUUCAGUGGGAGUCGAACUCCGACGAGCGCCGUGUCUGUCUCUGAUGCCGGCACAACACCGGCAGCAACCUACACCUGCAGAGGCACCAACACCGUAUGGUGUAUAGAUUCAUACGAUAAACUAAAGCCAUAUGCUGUUGCUGUUGCUAUAAACGGCUGCAUUGAGGGAUUUCGCCUCUGCACAGCCAUUUCCAGCCAUUUCCCCCUCCUCAAAAACAGCGAUUCCCUACAAGUCCACCUGUUUCUUUCUGCGGAAAAGAUGCAUUUCUUGAAUAUGUCCUGAUAUUUACAACAAUGUGAUGCUGAAACACCAAAGGAUUUAGUAUCUCCUAGUUUGUGAAACCUAGCUACUGAAGUUUAGUUCAUCGAAAUACUCCACAGCGCUCAUUUAAACAACUAACAACAGGUUAGAAUAUCUAUUAGCUACGACUUUAUUCUCAUAAGAAAUUAUCUUACUACGACUUUAUUAUCUUUAGUAAUGACUUUAUUAUGAUUUUAUUCUUUUAUUACCACUUUAUUCUUGUAAGUAAUUCUGAGUAAUAAUAAUUGUUUUUCUUUUCUUAAUGUGGCCCUAAUGCUCCGCCGUAGUUAACAGUGGUAAAAACCACCACUGGAAAAAGGUUAAGAACUGCCCCAGCUGCAUUAUCCAAAUAAUGUUCAUUACUGCUACACCAGAAAAAGAACUGAAUUUACCAGAAUAUGAAGCUAACCCUGUCAAUUUUCUCCUCUUUGGUUUUCUUGCAUGUUUUUCCAGUCAUGUUUAUGCUGCUGGUGUUACUCUGACAACCAGCUGAGCAGCAUUGGCCCCAUGAAUGGAACCAGUAUCCAGUGUAAGAGCCCGGAACCCAACAACCUGAAUACUGACCGCAGUAUCAGAAAAGACAGCGAUUGAUUUCUCAACUGGGGAACACCUGAAUAUUUCAAGCACUCCAAUAAACGCAGUCUACGCUCAUUUUAAAAUAAAAUACACCAAAAAGAUCAUUAAUUCACACCCUAAGGACCACUGAAGCAUCAUAUGAGCCCGGCAGUGAUGUCAGGAGUCAAAAACAAGGGAUUUGGUUCACAAUGCUCCGGAGUUACCAAGGCCUCUCAGCAGGCAAAACUUCCUUGUACUCUUGCCAAUGACACUUAACGCUGUAGCGUGAGAGAAGAAAGGGGAGAGCUGAAUGAGGAGGACUACUCUUUAACAGGAUGCAGCUGAACAGUGACUAUAAAUUACCCCCAAUCAGUAGCUGAGCAUGCUAUUCCUGUAAAGGGCAACACUCCUGGGAAGGAUGCACAGAGCUACAGGAAGGAAAAGCAAACUGCUUGCUGUCAGAGGGAAUAGUGGAAGAUGAGUAUGUUCUGUCCUCAAGAGUUCACUUUUCAUUGUUGGUGGAAAACAGGAAAGUAUGUUACAGACCUAAGCCAGGGUUAGGUUUCCCAUCAGACAUGCUAGCCUGUGUACGGCGUAUUUUAAUCGCACUUACUAUAGCCUACUAAAACUUCUUUAUGGUAUGAUGAGGAGAUAAAUUUGUAGUUUUUCCUUCUGUUCAACACAAACUUUCUCUGAUUCGUCAGAGAAACUGGUAAACUGACAGUUAAACUUUACAUCUAAGAACCUAGCAAUCUUUUGUAGAUGAUCCACAAACUUCUUGUUAGUUAUCCAUAAAUGAAAAAUCUCAUAAAAGAAUAAUGUUCAGUGUCAGAAUAAGACAAAUUGCGCUGGUGCAAAGCCAAGUAAAAGGUAGUAGGUUCAAAAACAGAUGGGGCUCAGUUUUGUGUUAUCAUGUCGUUAUGUUAGGAAAGUUCUGAAUUAUGACAGGUCUGAUAUCAAGUUAGACCAAAAACUGUGAAGUUUAAUCAACACGGAUUGUGACUUAACUGCUUGUAUAACCAAUGAAAUAUCCAUAUAUAUAUAUAGAGUCCACUUUUAUAAAGUGUUUUAUUGCGGUUGUAGUAAGUAUUUUACUCAGGCUACAUCACAUGUGUAAGACUGAGUUUUAAUGUUGGUUUAUACUCCAAAUAUAGAAUUUAUACCUGCUACCUGGAGCCCAUCUACAGCUUUUCAAUUCAUCAUGAUUAAGAAAAUUACUGCACAAUCAGUAGCUAAGUAGCAGCUGUCUGUAAUUGAGCAUCAUAAACCAAUAACAAGAUUUAAUUUUCCAUUCUUGAUGCAAGCAGCGAAUGUCUGCUGGCAGUAAACUUCUAUUUCAGAGCAAGAGAAGCAAUUGAGAGCUGUGUCCAAAAGUAUGAUUAACUAUUGUUUUUAUGCAGAGAUCGUAGUCAGCUACCAAACAACUAUACUGUCUUCUGCUAUAUGACAUGUAAAUAGAAGUAAACCUGUGUGAGACUGAUGUGUUCUAUCAUACGUGUUAGCGCUGUGUGUAUAUUUAAUUGCACUUCUUUGGAUGGAGUGUUUUGCACACUUGUGUACAGAAGAACAGGCCAUAUCUGUACAGUAUCAUGUAACCACUAUACAACUGAGCUAUUUCAAGUAAUCUGUUGAAAUUCAUAUCUUUUUUGUAAUUGUUUUACCAUGAUAAUGCUGCUGCUUGAACCAAUAAAUCAAUUCCAUCUCCAA